ACAUGUGCGCUGACUGCCAGGAGGUCGUCACCCUGCUCAUCCGCAUGGCCAACGAGUCGGCCACCAAGGUGGCCGUGGAGGGGUUUCUGCGCCGGGAGUGCACGGCGCUGCCGGUGCCCACCAUGGUGGCCCCCUGCCAGAACCUGGUGCACGAGUACGUCACCCUCCUCGUCACCCACCUGGAGGAACACCUCAAGCCCUCGGCCAUCUGCGCCCGGCUGGAGCUGUGCCCUGGGGAGCCCGGGGGGGUCCUGGCCGUGCCCCCCCGCCUUGGGGCACCCAGCGCCCGCCUGCAGGGCUUCUGA
Molecule: messenger RNA, 305 nt
Organism: Oxyura jamaicensis (ruddy duck)
Lineage: Eukaryota; Metazoa; Chordata; Aves; Anseriformes; Anatidae
Product: pulmonary surfactant-associated protein B-like
Exons: 4
Coding region: 3-305 (100 amino acids)
Source: RefSeq, a predicted model, not a curated record